CCACUUUUCGAGGUUCACGCACUAUCUUCUCCUCAGUCACGUGCAUGCGAAUUGCAUGCCACGUUGGACCCCAAUGCAUCAUCUGGGUCCAUAUCAAACGCUUGGCUGCCACACACAUUCUACAAAGCCCCGAAGCAAGCAGCCUAAGCCUAGGUUGUGGUGGUGGGGAAGGCUGCUUCGGUCAGCAGUGGUGGCUGGCGGUGGCUGCGCUUUAGCUUCCCAAAACGAUUGGUUUUUUUGGCAAGCUAUCGCCGCUGGCCAUGGCUGUUCCUUUUGCAAAAUCACAUUUUUUGUGGAGUUUUCUGUCGAUUUUCUUACAUAUUUUGGCUGUUUUUCUGUUAUUAUUAACUACUUAUGUCUCUGCUCAUACCUUCUCUGAUAUUGGAAGUGAAGAUGUUGAUAGUAGUAGAAGGAAUGAUUUGUAUUCCGAAAUCUUGAGAGAUGAGGCUUUGGCAAGGCUCAAUGAGCUUGGAAAGGUGAGUGAUGCUGAUGGGUAUCUUGAAAGGACAUUCAUGAGUGCAGCUUCUCUGAGGGCUGGAAAUCUUAUUCGUUGUUGGAUGGAGGAUGCUGGUUUGACAACGUGGUUUGACCACAUGGGCAAUUUACAUGGUCGUUUUGAAGGAAUGAAUCGAAGUGCUGAGACUUUAUUGAUUGGUUCUCAUUUGGAUACUGUUGUUGACGCUGGGAUAUUUGAUGGGUCAUUGGGCAUAAUCUCAGCAUUGUCUGCCUUAAAGGUGUUGAAAAGCAAUGGAAUGCUGGCAAAAUUAAAACGGCCUGUUGAGGUUAUUGCAUUUAGCGACGAGGAGGGAGUGAGGUUUCAGUCUACUUUCUUGGGCAGUGCUGCUAUAGCUGGAAUUUUACCGGUCUCAGCAUUGCAGAUAUCUGAUAAGAGUGGUGUAACAGUGCAAGACAGUCUGAAGGAGAACUCUUUAGGAAUUACUGAAGAAAGUCUAUUGCAACUCAAAUAUGAUUCAAAGUCUGUUUGGGGUUAUGUUGAGGUUCAUAUUGAACAAGGACCUCUACUAGAAUGGGUUGGUUUUCCUCUAGGUGUGGUUAAAGGCAUAGCUGGACAGACACGGCUAAAGGUUGUGGUGAAAGGCUCACAAGGGCAUGCUGGCACUGUUCCAAUGUCUUUACGGCAAGACCCCAUGGCUGCUGCUGCAGAGUUAAUUGUACUGUUGGAAAGGCUCUGUAAAAAUCCUAAAGAUUUUCUGUCUUAUGAUGAUCAGUGCAAUGAUUCAACAAUUGAAUCACUUUCCAGUUCCCUUGUUUGUACUGUUGGGGAGAUAUCCACAUGGCCAAGUGCAAGUAAUGUCAUUCCAGGCCAGGUAACUUUCACGGUAGAUAUACGUGCUAUGGAUGAUAUGGGACGUGAAGCUGUCCUUUAUGAAUUAUCUAAUCAGAUGUAUCAAAUAUGUGAUAGGCGCUCUGUUUCUUGCAUCGUUGAAAGCAAGCACGAUGCAAAAGCAGUGGUCUGUGAUUCCGAACUAAGUUCACAGCUGAAGUUUGCAGCCAAUGUUGCACUCAAGAGAAUGACUGGUGAGAUUCAAGAUGAAGUUCCUAUAUUAAUGAGUGGAGCAGGACAUGAUGCAAUGGCCAUGUCUCAUCUAUCUAAGGUUGGGAUGCUAUUUGUCCGCUGCCGUGGAGGCAUAAGUCACUCUCCUGCAGAGCAUGUGUUGGAUGAUGAUGUCUGGGCUGCUGGGUUGGCAAUCGUGGCAUUUCUUGAGACCCACUUGUAAAUAGAGCAUUCAGUGAUUUUCGUACUGAAAAUAAUUUCUUUCUAGUAUAAUCAAUUUGUUAGUAUUUGUUGAUUGAAAUUUGUUUGCUAGUUUUAUAAUCACCGUAAGUGCAUGGAUCGCUAACAAGUAAUAAAGUAAUGAAUAGAGUAUCAUUCCUAUAAGAA
Hevea brasiliensis (rubber tree) is the source of this 1903-nucleotide messenger RNA. RefSeq names its product allantoate deiminase 2. Gene Ontology annotation, molecular function: hydrolase activity, acting on carbon-nitrogen (but not peptide) bonds, in linear amidines. Bases 261 to 1739 code for a protein of 492 amino acids. The record is from RefSeq and is a predicted model, not a curated record. Lineage: Eukaryota; Viridiplantae; Streptophyta; Magnoliopsida; Malpighiales; Euphorbiaceae. The transcript is spliced from 12 exons.